Linum tenue is the source of this 2619-nucleotide messenger RNA. The record is from the annotation of a GenBank genome assembly. NCBI's taxonomy places the organism in Eukaryota, Viridiplantae, Streptophyta, Magnoliopsida, Malpighiales, Linaceae.
AUGGCGGAGGCAGUUCUCAAGAAGUUGGCUCCUCUGGCUGCUGAGCAGCUAGGCUACCUUUGGGGUUUGAGGAGUGAGAUAUCCAAGCUGGAGAGGACGGUUUCCUCCAUCAAAGCGGUGUUGUUAGAUGCGGAGGAGCAGUCCAGUCAUAAUCAUCAGGUCCAACAUUGGCUUGGUCAGCUAAAGGAGGUCCUUUACGAUGUGGAUGACUUGUUGGAUGAUCUCGCCACCGAGGCUGUACGGAAGCAACAAAUGGAUGGCAAUUGCGUCGCAAACGAGGUGCAUCUCUUCUUUUCAGGUUCCAACCAAAUUGUUUAUGGGUUGGAAAUGGCUCGUGCAAUCAAGGAAGUUCAAAGCAAGCUAGAUGAGAUUGCUAUGGUUAAGGAGCGGUUUAAAUUCAAAAUGCACUCCAUGGAGCAGGCUGUUGCUGUUGGGGACUGGAGGCGAACUGAUUCCUCUGUCCCUGAUGCAGUUGUUGGGAGAGAAGAAGACAAAUGGAAACUGAUUGAUAUGGUACGGCUUUCCAAUUACAAAGAGAAGGUUGCAGUCAUUCCCAUAGUUGGGAUUGGUGGAUUGGGGAAGACAACACUAGCUCAGCUUCUUUAUAAUGAUGACAAGGUGAAAUCACAUUUUGAGCUCAAACUUUGGGUCUGCGUUUCCGAAAAUUUCGAUCCGAGUUUCUUAAUAAGAAAGGUUCUGGAGUCGGCCACCAAAAAAGAAGUGAGUAAGGACCUUGAGGCGAACACAGUGAAGGAGCUUCUUCAUGAGGCAAUCAAAGACAAAAGGUUUCUGUUGGUGUUGGACGAUGUAUGGAACGAGGAUAGGGAAAAAUGGGCUCGCUUCAAGAACAUGCUGUCCAGUGGCGCGAGAGAAGGCAGUAAAAUUGUGGUAACCACGCGCAUUCAAAUUGUCGCGGACAUAAUGGCAACUGAGACCAUAGUGCCACAUGAAUUACAAGGUUUAUCUAAAGCCGAGUCAUGGACUUUGUUCGAGAAGUUGGCAUUUAGGGGAGGAGCUACUUCAAGUCCAAACUAUGUGGAGAUAGGUAAAGAGAUUGUUGGCAAAUGUAGAGGAGUGCCUCUAGCUAUAAGAACGAUGGGGGGACUUUUAUACUUCAAAGACACAGAACAAGAGUGGGAGUCUGUAAAAAAUAAGCAACUAUUAGGUUUUGGUUUGGACGGUAAAGAGAAUGCAAUUUUGGCAACCCUCAGAGUGAGUUACAACAAUUUGCCUUCCAAUUUGAAGCGUUGUUUUGCUUACUGUGGCUUGUUCCCGAAAGAUCACAAGAUUGAAGUGAAAAGGCUGGUGCAAUUGUGGAUGGCGCAAGGAUAUGUCGAGUCUAGCCAAUCAUCUUUUCUCGAUGAUGUUGGUGUCGAAUAUUUUAAGAGUCUGCUCCACAGGUCCUUCUUUCAAGAGGCGACGAAGGAUAAAUGGGGGAAUAUAGAAUACUGUAAGAUGCAUGACUUGAUGCAUGAUCUGGCUAUGGAAGUUUCUGGGAAGGAGACUAUUGUCUUGAAUAUCUGCAAUUCGAUUGAUAGCAACCGGAUUCGUCAUGUAUCAAUUGGUGAUUCAACAGAGCCAUGGAAUAGUGACAGACGGCUGUUUUUUCCGAAUUUUUUGGUCAAAGCAACAAAAUUGCGAACAUAUAUGAAUCUAGCUGGGGAAAAUAUAUAUUGGAAGGGAGGAGUGGAUGAGAAAAUCUUCACAACAAUGACUGGCAUGAGAACGUUGUCUCCGAACAGGGAGGAAAGGAAGAUCAUGCCACAUAACAUUCGUAAGUUGAAGCAUCUUAGGUAUCUUGACCUUUCUUUCAAUGGCACUAUCGUGCUUCCUGAGGAGAUCACAUGUUUAGUGAACUUGCAAGUGCUCAAGUUGUACGGAUGCGCUGUUCUUCAGAAAUUACCAAGAGGUUUCGGGAAGCUGUCCAAUCUUUUGUAUCUCAACCUGCAGGAGUGCACCAGCGUUCUGCCACAAGGUUUACUCCCACACCUUACCUGCCUUGAAUCACUCUCCAUAGGCCGCUGCAAUGACUUCACGACUCUGUCUCCAGCUGUUAUUCAACACCUCACUUCCCUCCAAAGGCUCGAGCUUAGCAGUUGUCCCUGUCUCGCAAGUUGGAAGGGUGGCUACGAUCAUGGUGGUGAUGAGAAGAAGAACAAGAUGACGAUGAUGCCAAUUUGUGCCCUCCCGUACCUGCAUUCAUUGCGUUUCUUUAAUCUUCCGAAGUUGGUACAUCUACCGGAGUGGCUACGCCAUUCCUCAAAUUUGCAAAAGCUUCAGAUGAAUGAUUGUGUCGCCCUGAAGGGUUUACCAGAGUGGCUCACAAAGCUCGCCGCGUUGAAGUCUCUGGAAGUAAGCUUGUGUGGUGAUCUAUCAACGAGAUGCAGAGGCCAAACAGCUCUGGACUGGCCCAACAUUGCUCAAAUACCAAAUAUUGAAGUUGAUGAUCGAGUGAUUCAAAAGGACGGCUGCUACUUGGGAUUGGAUCAAGGACAAGGAGAAGAUUAUAGUGAGGACGAAGACGAUGAUGAUGAAGAAGAAGAGUCUACUCCGGACACGUUAGCAAAUGGCAUUGCAAGGCUGACUUGCAGCCUAUUCAGGAGAUGUUUUCUCUGCUAA